AUGAUUCACACCGAUCAUGAGUCCUUGAAACACUUGAAGGGCCAACACAAGCUAAACAAAAGGCAUGCGCGAUGGAUGGAAUUCAUAGAGAUGUUUCUAUACGUCAUUCGGUACAAGCAAGGUAAGGAGAAUGUAGUCAUCGAUGCACUUUCCCGCAGGUAUGCCUUACUCUCCACACUUGAUGCAAAAUUGCUUGGUUUUGAACACAUUAAAGAAUUAUAUGCUGAAGACCAUGAAUUUUGUGAGGAAUAUCGAGCUUGUGAGAAAAUCGCCUCUGGUAAGUUCUUUAACCUUAAUGGAUUCCUAUUUCAAGAAAAUAAGUUAUGCGUGCCUAAUUGUUCUAUGAGAGAGUUAUUAGUGCAGGAAUCACAUGGUGGGGGAUUAAUGGGACAUUUUGGAGUUGCAAAGACUUUAGCUAUUUUGCAGUAA
Quercus lobata is the source of this 429-nucleotide messenger RNA. RefSeq lists its product as uncharacterized. The record is from RefSeq and is a predicted model, not a curated record. The transcript has a single exon. NCBI's taxonomy places the organism in Eukaryota, Viridiplantae, Streptophyta, Magnoliopsida, Fagales, Fagaceae. The coding region runs from base 1 to 429 and encodes 142 amino acids.